Messenger RNA from Nezara viridula (southern green stink bug), 1206 nucleotides. The record is from the annotation of a GenBank genome assembly. NCBI's taxonomy places the organism in Eukaryota, Metazoa, Arthropoda, Insecta, Hemiptera, Pentatomidae.
CUGGGCGCCGCCCGGGUCAUGGUCCAUAGGUCGUACAUCUUAAUUUUUCUCCUCGCAUCAACUGUACUGUCGCUUUUCAUAAUAGAACGAUCUCUAUCCAGGCCUCGUCAUAACUUUAAAAAGCCAAUAAUAAAAAUAAAAACAGUCAAUACUACAGGAAGUACGAAAAUAGAAGAAAUUGAAGCUCGAAUGGCCUAUAGAAAAUUAAAAGUUAAGGAAGCUUGUGCAAAAUAUGGCUUAGACAAAGAAGGAAAUGACAGCUUACAUCAACCAAACCCUUGGGAAUUUUUAAUAAAUAAAAAAUAUCACCUCGUUUGGUGCAAUAUUUUUAAAGCUGCCUCCACAUCAUGGAUGUAUAACUUCAAUUUACUGGCUGGGUACAAACCAAACUUUCUUAAAAGAACAAACAUAGUACCGCUUCAGUUGGCAAGAAGGAAGUACCCUCGACCAUCACUUCAAGAACUUAAGACUGCUUUAAAUACUUCUUACUCAUUUAUAAUAGUUCGUCAUCCGUUUGAAAGGCUGCUGUCAGCGUAUAGAGAUAAAAUACAGUAUGCAUUGCCUAACACUCCUCAUCAAAAAUUAGGAAAUGAAAUAAUUUCAAAAUUUAGAGAAAAUUCUAUACAGGGAAGAAGAAAAAAGGCUUUCUAUAACCCUAGAUGGCCAACUUUACCAGAGUUUGUGAACUAUUUAGUAGACAUAAAAAAAAAAGGAUUGCCUAUGGACAUGCACUGGGCACCUAUAACUGAAUUCUGCACCCCAUGUCAAAUUCAUUUUGACAUCAUAAUUAAAUUUGAAACUUUAAUGGAAGAUCAAAAGUAUUUAAUACAAGUAGCAGGACUGAAAGGUAAAAUAAAACCAGAAUGGAAAAAUCCUUCUAAAGGCCGUGUUACAACUGAUGUAGUCAAUAACUACUAUUCACAACUAACAGUAAAGCAAAUACUGCAACUAUAUUAUUUAUACAGAUAUGACUUUGAACUCUUUGAAUAUAGCAUCAGUGAUUACCUGGACAUGGCAAAAGCUGAUAGAGUAUUUAGUCAGAAGUCAAUCACAGAAUAGAUAUAUAAAACAAACAAUAAUGAAAAAAAGCUGUAAUGAAUAUCUUUUUAGAUUUAGAAAUAUUGAAAGUAUUCCUAAAAUGCUAUUUGGAAUUAUAUUUAUUUAAUGGUUGUAUUUAAAAUAAAAUAAAUUUAUUUUCUUAACAAA